AUGACCCAAAAACUGCUGUUGGCGGAGGGCCUUGACCUGCUGCGCCAGUGCGAGCAGCGCGAGUACGACGUGGAUCAGACGAAGCUUCGCAUCAGCAGCAACAGCCGCUACCGCAGCGAGCUUGGGCGGCUGCUGCAGAGCUACGACACGGUGUACCAUCAAUACGUGCGUGGCAUCCAGAUAUUAAACUACGUGCGCCACACAGCCCUCGCGGACAAGAGCCCCAAGAACGCGCAAUACUCCAAGAACCUGUCGGAGUUCUGCGCUGGUAAGAUCACGGCGUACAUGGCGCGGUGCAGUAACAUCACUCGCAAGACGGACGGCAUCCUGGUGCCCAUCGAUCAGAUUGACCUCAUCGCAAAGGAGGGCUACACCCCGGUGGACACCGUCUACCUGCAGGACGGCAUCACGUACCCGCUGUCGCGGAAGGAGAAGGUCAUAGCGAAGGAGUUCACGCUCACAGCCGGCACGUAUGUCCUGACGCUCAAGAACCGUGACGACUACACGCUGGCGGCACCGGAGGUGGACGUGGCGCUCGUGGUGCUGCCUCAGCGUGGCAGCGGUCUUGAGCCGUCGCGCGUCGAGAUGAAGCUGCCGUGCCAGUGUGGGUGGCGCAAGGUGGUCGGCGUCGUGGAUGUGUCGACGGUGCAGCUGGAGAUUCGCUACAGCGGCAUCCGCGAUGCUCACAUCGACGUGCUCUUCCAAAAAUGGUGCGCCAUCGAGGACGUCGGCCGCUCUGGCGGCGCGGCGAGCGGCCCCGGCCCAGCGCUGUCGCCGUCGACCUUCGAUAGCUGUGACGGCGGCGCGGCGGGCGGCAUCUCCCAUCACUCGUACACGCCCCCCAAUGUGUCGGCAAGUGAUGCGGGGGCACCGGCGCACCAGCAGCCGCAGCAGUGGGUGAACAGUCUUCCGCAGCUGCCGGAUGAUGAGCUGGCGACGCUGGCGAACUACAACGUGCCCUCUGCGAAUCUACCAACGGUGCCGAACCGCCCCGCCAACGGCAGUGGAACUACCUCGUCGGCAGCCCCCUCCUCGGCCGAGGAUCCAUGGGCGACGCUCGCCAACCUGAACGUCCCGCACGCGCCAACGACGCGCAACGCGCCGAAUGCGGCGUCCGUCAUGCAUGUGCCAGAGCCGGUAGAGGUGAACCCGACUGGCAUGACGUGUCGCCAGCGACUCGACAAGAUCCACCAGCUAAUGGAUGCGUGGCCGUCGAUCGGCGUGGUCGCCUGCGCGCUGCCGACUGAGCCACAGAGCUUCAUGCAAGGCGUCCACGCUCUGCCUUUUCCGCGCGAGUUUUCAGCGUAA
Molecule: messenger RNA, 1308 nt
Organism: Leishmania mexicana MHOM/GT/2001/U1103
Lineage: Eukaryota; Euglenozoa; Kinetoplastea; Trypanosomatida; Trypanosomatidae
Exons: 1
Coding region: 1-1308 (435 amino acids)
Source: RefSeq, a predicted model, not a curated record